UGUCGAUCUGCCCCGCUCCAAUUACUCUCCCCCUUUUGACUGCGAGUUGAAUCAGGUCCUUCAACGGGAAACUACGGAAGUGCAGCGAUGUCGGCGAAGAAACAACGGGGAGCCCGCAAGACCGUCACCAAACCGCCGGCGUGGCAGGAGAUCAUCACUCUGUCCGACUCGGACAGCGAACGGACUCCAGCAAGAACCGUUUUCUGCCUCAACGUGAAGAAUGACAUUGACGUUCGCAAGUUCGACGCGAUGGAGGACUGCUUCAUCCUCGAUUUCGACCCGUACGAUCAACCCGCCGCCGAUCGGAAAUGCGAAAACGUCGGCCCGGAUACCGAAAUCGCGCUGAUUGCCGAGAAGGGUCAGGUGGCUUGUCGAGAUUAUCCCCAUGCUAGGCAUCUCUGUGCAAAGUUCCCAUUCGACAGAACUCCCCACCAGAAAUAUUGCUCCAUGUGUUACUGCUAUGUUUGUGAUACGGCUGCUCCCUGCGCGUUAUGGGAAGUGGGAACAUCGCAGCAUUGCCAUGCCAUGGGCCAGAUCGCUGCUUGGCAAGUGGAAAGAGACAGGAUGCGAACACGACGAUGCUUGGCCAUGGCUUCCAAGAUCCGAUAGUUAAAGUCAGUUAGAAGGAUGCUGGUGCUUAUGCUUGACCCUGUUCAAAGAUCACUGCUUGUGAGUAGCUUCAUUCAGAGGCUCUACUUAAGGAAGGCCGGCUGGUUGUCACGGUAGAAUUUGACUUCAUCCUUGUUUUGUUGCUUUCCUUUUUAGCCAGCAGGCAGCAGUUUGCUGAUUUCAUGACGAGAAAAUUGAGAUCACUCAGAUUGUCACUUUCAACUGGCUUUGUCUGUAGUUAGGACUUAGGAGAAUCUUUUUGUAUCUGCUGCUUCAAAACAAGCAGCUACUUUCAUGAUUUGUCUAUAAAAUUGCAGGCUGUUGAGUUGUUUCUCCUCUAUGAAUUUGGCUUCUAGUGGGCACUGGUUUUCCU
Messenger RNA from Linum tenue, 982 nucleotides. The record is from the annotation of a GenBank genome assembly. NCBI's taxonomy places the organism in Eukaryota, Viridiplantae, Streptophyta, Magnoliopsida, Malpighiales, Linaceae.